AUGAAUAUCAGCUCAACAGUAUCUUGGGUUAACACGUGGGAAAGUAAGACUUUGUGCAAUGUCGGGCCAGAUGUCCUGUGUCUACGACAAGGAAAUGUCGUCAAGUUCAUUAAUCUGCAAACGAAUGCGACAAGUUAUUUCAAGGCUGAGACUGUGGCAACCGGUGUCUAUAUAUCCGCAUUUGCCGGUCAUUAUCGUUUUCCACUUUUCGCCUUCGCUGAGAGCGUUCUCCAUCCACAGAUACAUGUCUACAAAUAUCCCGAUUUUACUAAAUUCAACACCCUUUCACCUUCUCUGCUUAACUAUCAUGAUAUAAGCUUCUCCGAAUAUGAUUUGCUUGUUGCCAUUGGCGGUCAUCCAAACUAUCCGAUAUGUGUCUUCAAUUAUCGGACUGGCAUGGUUCUGGUCAAGCAGGAAACAUACAUUAUGGUACUUAGGCGCUCCUUUGUUCUGUCGAACAACAAUUUUCCCACCAUUGUGCAAUUCAAUAGGGAACAUUUGAGUCUGGCGUGCUAUGAAAUGUGCUUCUUGGAGAAGAUGUCGUUCCUGCAUAAAAUAUCAGAGGUGGAACUGGGAAAUAAUUAUAUAAAAUCUGCCCAACACUUCAUGACCUUCGGCGAUGACAACGGACUGUACGUGGUCAAUGACUUUGGGGUCUUCUCCCAAAUCGAUAUCGCCUGCUUUCUAAUAAAGCAGCGCUGGGCGCCCGCAUCAGCCGAGUUUGAGGAGUUGGAUCAACAUCCCCGAGCCCAUGGUCUGACUGCACACAAGAUGGGAUUUCUACUCUAUAAUAGCAGUACUGCCUAUUAUCUGAAACGGAGGACAGGACAAUUUGCCAUCGAGUGGAAAAUUGAUGAGCUCAUCUCUAAUAUCAAUAUGUUCGUGAGCAACUCGAAUGGAGAGCUCUAUGCCGAGAGAGAGUUGGGCAGCAUUUAUCAUGUGCACGUGACGGAGACGGAGGGGCGACUCGAGCAGGUGGUGAAGACCGGUGUUCCCAUCAAACUGUUUCGUCAGAUGCACGGCCUGAAGGAGGAAUGCAUUGUGCUGCUGCACGACGAUGGAGUCUCUAUAUUGGAUCUGAUGCGGAAUAUCAUUGCAAGCGAUAUUCAUAUACCCCGAACCAGCUAUAUGUACGCACAUCAUGUAAUGCCCUACGUGGUGGUGAGCACCUUUGACGCGCGCCUCAUUCUGUUGCAGUACGAACGAGCCAGUCAGGGCAGCAUUGUCUUUGAUCUUCAAUGCGAUACACCGGCCAUUCUUUCCCUGGCAUACUUCGACAGUUGUGUGGUCUUUAAGGACGAAUUGAAGAUCUUCCAUAUAGUGUCCGUGGAGUAUCGGCCUGCCAAAAUGUCACACUUAUAUUCGUUUCAGGACGAUCAAAUAGUGAAGCACGUAUUCGUACAUUCUUAUCGCCUGCUCGAGGGCAAUCGUCUCAUGGUGUUCAUCGCCCGGGACAAGCACAUCAAGAAGCCGGGCCAUGCCGAGGAGCUGUGGCUCUAUCAAUGGACUCGAGAUAAUCGUCUGCGCCGACGCGAAUAUAUUCUGCCCCACACCUAUGCCUUCACGUACUUGCCCUUGCCCACUGGACGUUGGGUGCAGAUCGAAUUUUUUGGCGCCAUUGCGGAGAGCACCGCCUUCGAUCACCUGAUACUGACCGAUCACAACGAAUUGCACCUGCUGGCCACCAUUAAAACGCCCCACUUCGGGUAUAUUACGGGCCUGGGCAUGACCAAGAAUUUGUUGAGUUGGGGCGUCGACGGCAUUAUUAUACAUUUUCGUACCCACAAACGCUCCCGGAAACCGUUCAUGAUAUCACGCUUCCUAAAAGUACUUUUCGCGCCAAUAAAUGUGCUAAGGGCCCGAGAGAUAUACAACUCCAAAUAUCUUGUGGUUCACCUACCCGGCCGGCACUUGCGUGUCAUGCGUUUACCAUCUCUGGCCGAUAAUGUGCGGGAAAAUAAGGAAUUGCCUUUACCGCAAGAGGGUGUGAAUAUUAUUGAACAAGCGAAUGAAGUUAUCUUAACUGUCAUUCCGCUCGCCACUAAGACGAUGGUCAAGGAAGUCGAGUUCACUCAGGCGGAUUUUAUGAAGCGCGAGCGUGUCUUCACCAUGAUUGCGGAAUUCGCAGCCAAGGUGACGGCUCUGAUAGACUAUGACAUGGAAGUGACUGGCAAGUCUCAGGGUAUUUUCAAAAAGUUCUGCUUCAACUACGAAUGGUUGGACGCAAUCACCGAUGAGGCCCACAAAUUGUGCGGCCUGGAGCGGGAAUCGCUGGAACUUGCGAUCAAGGAUCAGUCCCGUAUACGUGACUGGAUCAUGCGAUUGGUGACUGCGAUGGCCAGUAGCAUCAACUACAAGGUACGUUCCAUAUUUGCCGAUGCCAAUUUCGAAAGCUUUGCCUUGCUACGUAAGCCGAAUAUGGAGCUAUUGGACAAAUACCGAUUCUAUGACCUCGAGGAUCAUAUGCGCAUGUCUAUUAUGUCGGAUAUGGAACUAGAGGAAAUAGGCCCUCCACAACAUGGACCGCCACCUACCGAUUUCGAUGACGAAGGUGAAGAAGAGGAGGACGAACAAAAGAAGGGAUUCAAGGAAAUGAAACCAUUUGUGGUGGAAGGCGACAGCGUCUAUGAACACAUUAUGGCGCCAAUCUUUCGGCUCCAAGAUAAGAAUCUAGUCACAUCCAAUCAAAUCUACAAUGUUGCCUGCAAGUAUCGUCACUACUUGAAUCUGCCACUGAAGCAAGAGUUCAAUAAACUGUUUCACGAGGCACAACAAAUGAAACAGGAGACCAUUGACAGUGUCCUGAACACUAAUUCUGUCCUCUAUAAGAUUUAUGAUAACAUGAAUAUAAUGCUCCGUCUCUUACAAAUGGACAUGUUCGAUCCCCCCGCACUAUCAGUGCCCCAGCUGGCCAAAGACGAGGCCAUCAAAUGCAUUAUGGAGGUGGAUGAUUCGGAAAUCAAGGCCGUCAACCGACGUAGAAAGAAGACGAUUGAUCUGGGUGGGAAACGAGGCCGUCUACUGCUCUGGUCCAUAGAGUUUUGGGCCCGAGCUCUGAUCAUCAUGAUGGAUGGUGUCAUAGAGAAGCUGUGGGAGGAGGAAAUAAAGAAGGAUAUACCCUUGCCAGAGUUCAUGGUGAAGAAACAGCCGCAUGAAUACAAUCUGGAGGAUCAGAAGAUGUUUCGCGCCUACGAGGAGGCUGUCCGCCAAUUGGGCGAAGAUCGCCGCAAAUACCUAAAAAUUUUGCACGAAAACGAAGCCAAAACCCUGGAGCUGAAAACCCAGCAAAUCCUGAAGCUGAACAAGCGUGAGCGCUUACGAAGUCUGAAUCUGAAGCGCAUUAACUUCCAGCGCGUCGAACUGCGCAAGCGCAUAAAUCUGUUCUACAACGAUGUGGAAAAGUUAAACCAGUAUAUCACUAAGUACAACCAGCUGCUGGAGUUCUGGGAACGCGGGCUGGCGGACACUCGCAUUCGCAUGGACACCCAACAGACCAGAGAUCGUGCCGUGGAGCGACAAUUUCGCAACAAUUUUCUAAACACUGUUCCCCAUGCCACACACGAGAUGACCAAGCUCUUCAAGAAGCGCCCCAAACUGCCUGCCAAACUCUUCCCCUCGGCUCUCAUCUGUAUGGAGACGGCCCAUAAGUUGAGCGGCAAACACCAGCAGCGCAUGACAUUCCCAUUGCCAGCGGAAGUGCUCGAGUUUCUGGCUCUUAUCGAUGACAUCGAUCAGCCCAAGAAUUGUCCGCAACAAGUUGACACCAAAAAUUGGGAGGCAUUCAUCAAGCUGCGACGCCAAAAAGUCGAAAGCGAGCUGAAAUUGAAGGGUCUGGGAUAUCAGAUGGUAGACUGCCAGGGAUAUUUGAAUAACAUCACCAAGGACAUCGCCGGACUAAAGGAUGCAAAGCUUUUGACUCAAAAGCACUUGGAGGACGCAACACAGCAAUAUCUGGAGGUUAUGCGAAAUAGAACGCUGCAGUUGACGCUAUCGUUGGGUCAAGUAGAGGUCUCUGUCAUGAGAAGUCCCAAAGCACUCGCCAAUAGUGUUCUCAUGCAUGUGGACGAUAUCAAUGGUGUGAAUCGUAUGAUAAAGGAAGCUGGCGACAAGAAGAUCAAAGCCAUGCAACGAGUGGCCGUCUUUAGGCGUCAGGUCAUCUUCAAGGAAUGGGAGCACAAGCUCUAUAAGGCCAACAUCGCAUAUUUGAAGUACAUGCUUGAUGCCAUAGAGCAUUGCAAGGUCACCAUUGAAUUUCUCAACAUCCUACGCAACUGGAACAAAGUUAAGGCCGAGCGUCAGAAGUUUAUGGCAGCUGGUGCCAUAGAACGUGUGAUAGAACAGAAAAUAUCGGCCUUCAAGAAGCACAUCGAACGCGUUAAUGCCAAGAUCGAUAUUUGCAAAGCGAAUACGCUGGACAUGAAACGAGAUAGCCAUGCGAUCGAUUCCAAAAUCGAACGAUUUCAGGUGGAGGUGUGCUUUAAGGGUUCGCUGCGUGAUACCAUGAUGGAGGAGCGACGCGAUCGCGAACGAGAUGAACGCAUGGCGCAAAUCAUAAGACAUCGUCAGGCUCUGGACAAGGUGCGGCGCCAUUAUGUGCAGGUCCUGGAAUUACAAACCAUAUUGGAGCUUUUACGCCUGCGCACCUAUCCUACGUUGGGUCCACCAUUGCCCCAAUGCCAUCCUCCUGUGCCGGAACAUAUACUUAGCUCGGUGCCAAAUAAUCCAUAA
This is a messenger RNA of Scaptodrosophila lebanonensis, 4728 nucleotides long. RefSeq lists its product as uncharacterized. Gene Ontology annotation, biological process: cilium assembly. NCBI's taxonomy places the organism in Eukaryota, Metazoa, Arthropoda, Insecta, Diptera, Drosophilidae. Gene Ontology annotation, cellular component: axoneme. The transcript is spliced from 9 exons. The record is from RefSeq and is a predicted model, not a curated record. Bases 1 to 4728 code for a protein of 1575 amino acids.